Molecule: messenger RNA, 1792 nt
Organism: Solanum dulcamara
Lineage: Eukaryota; Viridiplantae; Streptophyta; Magnoliopsida; Solanales; Solanaceae
Exons: 6
Coding region: 108-1526 (472 amino acids)
Biological process (GO): CENP-A containing chromatin assembly; DNA replication-dependent chromatin assembly
Cellular component (GO): nucleoplasm
Molecular function (GO): histone binding
Source: RefSeq, a predicted model, not a curated record
CAUUUUUGCGCCAUACGGGUUUUUGCCGUUUUGAGGUUCAAAAGAGAGGGAAAAACGAGGGCUUAUAAAAUUUCCGCCUAGAGUUGCUAAUUCUAAUCAAAGAGACGAUGGCUGAAGAAGCAGCAAUUUCAGAAACAACAAGCCCUAUGGCGGAGCAAAACCAGAACUCGGUGAACGCCACCAUCGAAUCUGGUGUUCAAGAAGGUACAGAAUCAACUUGCAACAACAAUAAUAAUGCUGAGAGUUCUGUGGUUACUUCUGAUGGUGACCGUGAAAAAUCCCUGGAGUACGCCGAUGAGUUAAUGGUGAAAGGCUCCAUGGCAUCUAAAGAUGGAGAUUAUGGAGAAGCUGUAGAAUGCUAUAGCCGUGCCAUGGAAAUCCGGGUUGCACAUUUUGGUGAACUUGCUCCUGAAUGUAUCAAUGCAUACUAUAAAUAUGGGUGUGCUUUGUUGUACAAAGCUCAGGAGGAGGCCGAUCCUUUGGUUUCUUUGCCAAAAAAGGACAGCGGGUCUCAACAAGAUUCUAAUAGAGACGGCUCUGUUAAAAGUGUUGUUAGUUGUGAGUCUUCUAUCUCAAGUACUGCUGAACCAGGUGGAAGUUCGAAUGGAAAGGAAAAAGUGGAAGAUGAUGCUGCAGAGGAAAACGAAGAUGAAGGAGAUGAAGAAGAAAGUGUUGAUGAGGACCUGGCUGAAGGUGAUGAGGAUGAAACUGACCUGGAUUUGGCCUGGAAACUGUUAGAUGUUGCAAGGGCAAUUGCUGAAAAGCACUCUGGUGACACAAUGGAAAAAGUGGAUGUAUUAUCAGCUUUGGCUGAGGUAGCCUUGGAAAGAGAGGAUGUUGAAACUUCCCUUGGUGAUUACCUGAAGGCAUUAUCCAUUUUGGAACGUUUGGUUGAACCUGACAGUCGCCAUAUUGCUGAGCUCAACUUUAGGAUUUGCUUAUGUCUGGAAAUUGGUUCUAAGCAUCAGGAAGCCAUACCAUACUGCCAAAAAGCUCUUUCAACUUGCAAGUCGCGGCUGCAGAGGCUCACCGAUGAAAUAAAGCUUUUGUCAGAAUCAGCAGAAAGAUUAGCUACUACUAAUCUAGAUCAGAUUGCGAGACAGUCUUCCAGUGCAUCACAGUCCGACUCUGUAUCUGCUAAAGAAGCUGAAGUUGAAACGCUCACUGGUCUAUCUGCAGAAUUGGAGAAGAAGCUUGAAGAUUUGCAGCAGUGCAUGUCAAAUCCAUCAUCUAUCCUCUCGGAUAUUUUGGGAAUGGUUUCUGCAAAAGCAAGAAGUAUGGAGAAAGCUGAUGCUUCUGUUGCUGUGAGCUCCUCACAAAUGGGUGCUGGUGCCAGUGGUAGCGGAAGUUUUGACUCUCCAACUGUUUCCACUGCCCACACAAAUGGUGCAGCUGGAAUAACUCAUCUUGGAGUAGUUGGAAGAGGAGUCAAGAGGGUGCAUCUAAACACAACUACAGAAUCUAGUCCAGCAAAAAAACCUGCAUCUGAGCAGCCGUCUGAUAAUGGAGAUGGUGGUGCCUCGUAAAGAAUGUAUUGUUGCUGCUUCAAUUAAGUAAUGUUUAACAUAUAAAUUUAGCUUAUUGACAACAUUAGUGGAUUGCCUUAGUUUGUCGCACUCUCUGUUCGUUAGGUGGGAAGUGUGUUGCCACAGAUGGCAUCAGUUUAUUUCCUUUCCUUGAUUGCAUGUAUGCAUGUUAACUAUUCUGUAUGUGUUGCUGCUUUGUUUCUUCUGCAGUAUGUUUUUUUAUAUAAUCUACUUAACGACUCAGAAGUUUACAUCUUUGAACGAAA